Molecule: messenger RNA, 561 nt
Organism: Juglans regia (Persian walnut)
Lineage: Eukaryota; Viridiplantae; Streptophyta; Magnoliopsida; Fagales; Juglandaceae
Exons: 1
Coding region: 1-561 (186 amino acids)
Source: RefSeq, a predicted model, not a curated record
AUGACUCACAGUAGGAUAUCUCAGAACCCUGGGGGAGCCAUGAAUCAGGAUAAUCAGAAUCCCCCGAUGGAUGGAGGAUUAGCUGAAACUAUACGUUUGCUGGCUGACAUGCUUAGACAACAGGAAGUGCACGUACCCAGACCCGAAGUCAGGGGUUGUAUGUGUGAGAAGUUCUUGAUCCAUCGUUAUCCAAAAUUUUCUGGUAGUGAAGAGCCACUGAAAGCCGAGAAAUGGAUUAUGGAUCUCGUAAGGACCUACGAGAUCUGUGGAUGUACUGAGGACCAGAAGGUUCUGUAUGCUGGAUACCUAUUCCAAGGAGAAGCUCGAAUAUGGUGGGAUAUGCGAAGGCAGCUUCUAGUCAGGGAACUAGGAAGUUUGGUUGCACUGUCUUGUGAGAGAUUUAAGGAAGAGUUCGACAACAUAUUAUUCCUAGAUUCUGUCAAACAGCUGAUGGCGCAAGAGUUCACGACUUUAACUCAAGGCAGUUUGACCAUAGAGCAGUACGCCACUGAGUUUAUGGCGUUAGGAAGGUUUGCACCACACUUGAUUUCUACUCAAUAG